Messenger RNA from Bombyx mandarina (wild silkworm), 3462 nucleotides. RefSeq names its product Structural maintenance of chromosomes 6 (gene SMC6). Gene Ontology annotation, biological process: double-strand break repair via homologous recombination. Lineage: Eukaryota; Metazoa; Arthropoda; Insecta; Lepidoptera; Bombycidae. Gene Ontology annotation, molecular function: single-stranded DNA binding; damaged DNA binding. The record is from RefSeq and is a predicted model, not a curated record. Gene Ontology annotation, cellular component: site of double-strand break; nucleus; Smc5-Smc6 complex.
UAUAUGUUUCUCUCACUGCUCACUCAUUGUUUUCUCGUUUAAAGUAAUGAAAUGGUAACCUACAUAAUCUAAGUUCAUGAUUUAAUAUUAACUAUGGAAGUAGACACAAAUGAAGAAAAUGAUGGUACCAUUAUUAGUAUUCAUAUGCGUAACUGGUUUUGUCUCGAAAAUUUGAAAAUAAAGUUUAACAGAAACGUAAAUUUUAUCGUUGGUCGUAACGGAUGUGGAAAAAGUGCUAUUCUAUCGGCAUUAGUGAUUGGCUUGGGCAGCAGAGCUGAUAUAACUUACAGAGGAAAUAAUGUGCAAUCUUUAAUCAGGCGUGGAGCAAAUUCAGCAACCAUUGAGAUUCAACUAAGAAACAGUAGUUCUAGAGCAUACAAACGUCACAUUUAUGGCGAUCACAUUACAAUAAUCAGAGAAAUCAAUGCAAGUGGUUCGCAUUAUAAAAUUAAAGCUGCGUCAGGUGAAAUAAUAUCAACUAGGUUAAAAGAAGUUGAAGCAAUAAAACAUGCUCUUGGAAUACAAGUUGAUAAUCCCAUUUCGGUGCUUAAUCAAGAUGAUGCUAGGAGUUUCCUUGGUAAAGGACCUGAGAAGAUGUAUGCCCUGUUCCGGAAAGCCACAAAUUUGGACCAGGCAGAAGAUAAAUAUAAAGAAACAUUGAAAACAUGUGAUGAGGCAAUUGAACAUUUAAAAAUGAAAGAGCAAGCUUCGAAAGAGUUGGAAAAAGAAUAUCAUAGUCUAAGGGCGAGCUAUGAUCAGAUGAGGUCAUACGAAGAAUUUGAGCAGCAAAUUCAGCAAUUACAAAAUGAAUACUACUGGAGAGAAGUGGUUGAGGUUGAGACAGAAGCACAUGAUGCCGAGACACAGUACAAUACUGUUUGUAAGAAGAUCACUGAGCUCACACAGAAGGGUCAAGACAUUGAACAAAUACAUAGAACAGGAUUGAGUGCUCUUGAAGUCUUAAAGAGAGAGCGAGAUGAAAAAUCGUUACAAAAGAAUGCUUUACAACAAGAUGUGUCGACGUACGAAUCUCAAGCCCGAGAAGCACAGAGUUCGUUGAGAACGGUGCAACAAACCGUUCAGAAAUACCAGGACAGGUUCGACAGAGAACAGAAGAAAGUCUUAGAUUUGGAGAGGGAGAUAGGGAAUAUACAAUCAGGUGCGCAGCGGAACGAGCGCGCACGGCUGACGUCACGCGCGGCGGCGGCCCGCAGCGCGGCGGAGGCGGCGCGCGCCCGCGAGCGCACGGCGCAGCACGACGCGGCGCAGGCGCGCGGACACGCCGCACACACACGCGCGCGCGCUGACGACGCGGCUGCCGCGCUGCGGGCGCAUCGCCACUCGCUUAGAUCGCNCGCGCGCGCUGACGACGCGGCCGCCGCGCUGCGGGCGCAUCGCCACUCGCUCAAUCGAUUAACCCAACAACUGCGCGACCUGGAGUCCUGCUCCAGCGACUCGCUGGCCGUGUACGGCAACAGCAUGGUGACGCUCCGGAAGGAGGUAGAGGAAGCUGUGAAAAGAGGAGAAUUUAGUGCUCCUCCCAAGGGACCUAUAGGUGAUUAUAUAAAAGUAACCGAAAAACAGUGGGUCGGGACCCUGGAGCACAUCCUCGGCGGCUCCAUCACCACGUUCUGCGUCAACAGCGCUAGUGACUCCAGGAAACUUAUCGACAUCAUGAACAAGGUGUACGGGCCCGCGCGCAAGCCGGCCGUCUCGUGCAGCGCGUUCCUGCGGCGGCGCCACGACGUGCGGGCGCGCGAGGUGCGCGGGGCGGGGGGCGGCGCGGCGGGGGGCGGCGCCCUGCGCUCGGCGCUGGGCUGGCUGCAGGUCGACGACCCUGAGGUCUACAACCACCUCGUGGACGCGCUGCGCCUGGAGACCGUGUUGCUUGUACCCGAUCACCAGACAGCGGUGGAGCUGUGCUCGGAGGAGCACCGCGUGCCGCGCCACCUCAGCAAGGCCGUGAGCCGCGACUGCGCGGAGUACUACCCCGCCCCGCGCUACCGCUCCUACGGCGUGCGCGCCCGCCCCCCGCGCUACCUGCAGCACUCCUCGCGCGACCGCACCAGGCAGCUAAAGUCGGAGAUACAAGAAGCGCAAGUGAAGCUGCGAGAGCUGGAGGGCGGCGCCCGCGCGUGCGAGCAGGAGGCGGAGCGCGCCCGCCAGUACGAGCGCGCGCUCGCCGACACGCUGCACGCGCUCGCGCUCGACAAGAUCGACAAAGAGGAGAAGGAGAAGAUCGCCGUAGCUGAAAUCGAGCAGUACCAGGAGCCGCGGCAAACUGUGCUGGAGGACGAAUUGAAAUUGUCCAAAGAAAAAGCCCAAAGCGUACAAGAACAGUUGAACGCGCAGUUAGCGGAAGAGCAGCGUUGGAGAGGCCAGCACCAGCAGCUCGACAACAAAGUGAGGGAGCUCCGGAACCGACUGUCGGACCUCACGUCCGCCUGCAGGGACCUCACGGAAGAAAUAGAUCGGGAGCAAAUCAAACUAGAGAAUAUCGCAUCUCAAAUAACGGAAUGUGAAGUUCGCGUGCAAAAAUACCGCAAGGAGUUGUCUCGAACCAAAGCAGCCUUGGAAGAGAAAAAGGAAGUCGUCAGAACAAAAAUUGAAGAAACGUCGAAGCUUUGUCCUCGUGUUCGCAACCCCAGACAAAAAGCAUUGAUAACGGACGAAUUGAAAAAUACAAAAGAUAAGAUGAACGCGAUGCGAUGCAACGGCAUNCGUGUUCGCAACCCCAGACAAAAAGCAUUGAUAACGGACGAAUUGAAAAAUACAAAAGAUAAGAUGAACGCGAUGCGAUGCAACGGCAUGACGAAGGUGCAGGUGGCCGAGAAACUGAUCGUCGUUAAGAAGAAAUAUCAUGAGAUUAGCGCGGAACUGCAGCAGCUCGGAGCCGUCAUUGAAUCCAUCAAGGAGACCGCCAAGCAACAUCUGCAGUUUAGCCACUUCGCGCAGACCUACAUCAUCAGGCAACUGUACUACAUAUUCCAGUCCAUCCUGACGCUGAGAGGAUACUGCGGGAACAUCGAGGUGGACGCGGCGGCGGGGCGGCUGCGCCUGCAGUGCAGUGCGGGCGCGGCGCCGCACAGCGCGGGGCUGUCCGGCGGCGAGCAGUCCUACUCCACCGUGGCCUUCCUGCUCGCGCUCUGGGACUGCGCCGAGAUGCCCUUCUACUUCAUGGACGAGUUCGAUGUCUUCAUGGACGACGUGAAUCGUAAAAUUAUAAUGCAGUUAUUGAUCAACCAUGCACUUAAAAAUUCUGGACGACAAUUCGUCUUUCUCACGCCAAAGGACAUCUCCUGCGUAUCAGCCGGGCCACAGAUCGACAUCCACUUGCUGCCCAAUCCCCGGUCCUAGUUAUCAUGAAUAAAAAUAAGAAAGUUGAAAUAUUUGUCUAUAGUCAUUUGUGUUCAAAAAUUGUGUUGUAACUUCUAUCAUUAUUCUUAUUAUCUAACGUACGUA